Molecule: messenger RNA, 634 nt
Organism: Musa acuminata subsp. malaccensis (wild Malaysian banana)
Lineage: Eukaryota; Viridiplantae; Streptophyta; Magnoliopsida; Zingiberales; Musaceae
Source: RefSeq, a predicted model, not a curated record
GAGUCUGAGCAGCUGAUCUUUACAGAUCAGAGUGGAGUUCUCGGAUCUCCCCUGCACCUCGAUCAUUGCCAUGAGCUUCUCCGGCGCCAUCGCCUACCGUGCCACCGCGUCCAUCGUCGUCGCCCCUCUUCUCGUUUUGGUCGUCAUCUAUGCCUGCUUAUGGCCGCUUGGAGUACCCACAGCUUUCUUCCGCUUGCAACAUGGUGCAAAUACUACGGAGAUUACCCCAAAAGAUGAACUGGAAGCAGCACUAGAGGCGGUCGCCAUGGAGAACAGGACUUUGAUCAUCGCGAUACUGAACAAGGCGUACGUGGAACAGAACGCGAUGCUGGAUCUGUUCUUGCAAAGUCUUGGAGAAGGGGAGGACACCGAAUUGUUGGUCGACCAUCUUCUCUUCGUCGCCGUCGACCAGAGGGCCUUCAACAGAUGCCGCACCCUGGAGCUUCACUGUUACAAUCUCGUAACCGAGGGCGUCGACUUCUCCAAGGAGGUCUUCUACAUGUCUGAUGCAUUCAACAACAUGAUGUGGCGAAGAACUCUCUUCCUCGGAGAUGUCCUCCGGCGCGCUUGUUCUUUGAUUCCUCAGCCACAUGAUGUUGAUGUCUCUGUUGCUGAGAAAGAAGAGUACCGAUAA